GCUGGCGCAGUGCUUGUCGGGAAGGCGGCGGCGGCGGCGUCUGGAGCCAUGGUGGGUGGCGAGGCAGCCGCCGCGGUGGAAGAACUGGUUUCCGGGGUGCGGCAGGCGGCCGACUUCGCCGAGCAGUUCCGGUCCUACUCCGAAAGCGAGAAGCAAUGGAAGGCUCGCAUGGAAUUCAUCCUACGCCAUCUGCCAGACUACCGCGACCCGCCGGACGGCGGCGGCCGCCUGGACCAGCUGCUGUCCCUCUCCAUGGUCUGGGCCAAUCACCUCUUCCUGGGCUGCAGUUACAAUAAAGACCUUCUGGACAAGGUGAUGGAAAUGGCUGAUGGAAUUGAAGUGGAAGACUUGCCACAGUUUACCACCAGAAGUGAAUUAAUGAAAAAGCAUCAAAGCUAAGAUUCACCACAUUUUCCUCAUCAGCAACAGGUUCAGAAAGGAGGCUGGGAUGGAUGUGACACUGACUGCAGCAGCUCUUAAAGGCCCUGCUCUAACCAACAUGACGAGGCGGGUGGCAUGAAGAGGAGUCUGUCUGGAUUGGCUUUUUAAAAGUCUUCACCCUUCCAGUAGCUGUCACUGUGAAAGUACGCAUGGGUGUUCAUGUAUUCAUAAAUCCUGCAUUCUGAGAUGAUUCAUCAACAUUGUGCAAGCCAAACCUUG
Molecule: messenger RNA, 660 nt
Organism: Chinchilla lanigera (long-tailed chinchilla)
Lineage: Eukaryota; Metazoa; Chordata; Mammalia; Rodentia; Chinchillidae
Gene: Xtbd1
Product: CDKN2A interacting protein N-terminal like
Exons: 3
Coding region: 49-399 (116 amino acids)
Source: RefSeq, a predicted model, not a curated record